This is a messenger RNA of Eruca vesicaria subsp. sativa (arugula), 2566 nucleotides long. Lineage: Eukaryota; Viridiplantae; Streptophyta; Magnoliopsida; Brassicales; Brassicaceae. The record is from the annotation of a GenBank genome assembly.
GCCAAUUCGAUUUCAAGUCUAGGGUUCUUCUCCACAUGAUCAUCAUUGAUCAUUAGCUCGUCGAAUUCUUCUUUCAAUCAGCUUCUCCGAUCAUAAUAAGCUUAGGGUAAAAACAUGGUGCAGAUCUAUUCUCUCUGUGGAAAAUGGAAACGAAAUGAAAAAUCUCAACUGGAGUUUGUACUAGACACCUACAAAUUUGCAUCAUUCUCUGAGAUUGAUGAAAACGUUACUUACAAGGAUUUUCUUGAGAUGGUUAUCGAAGAUUUGAGUAUCGACUCUCAAGACAUUGCACUCAGAUAUGAACUUCCAUCGAGUACUGAAUCCAAGUCUCCACCAGUCGAUAUUAGAAAUCAUCGCCAACUAACAACUUUCUUCAACAAGGUCAAAGAAAAUAGUAGUGAACUCAUUCCUUUGUGUGUAACCGUGAAUGACAAAGUCAACAUGAUUGCUCUUGAGAAUGUUGGUACCAACAUAGAGUCAAAGACCAUACACAGUGGAGAUAAUCAUUCAUAUGUAGAUGAAUCUAGUGAGCCUGAAAAACAACAGGAACUUCAUGGAUCAAUUGAGAGUAAUAACAUCAUGUCAGAUUCUGAAGCGCACAACGACAGAUAUGAAGAAGGAAACCAUCCAUUUCGUUUUCAUCCUAUUCUAGCUCCUUGUCCAAUCUCUGUUGAAUAUUCAUACUCUACUAGAGACUCUGAUGGUUUACAUGUGAACCAACGUUUCAAGAACAAGCAAGAGUUGAUGUUAAAGAUGAGAAAAUGGGCGUUGGAGUGGAAGUUUGAGUUUAGAUCUCUUUACUCAGACAAAUCAAGAGUGGUGUUAGUGUGCGUGGACGAUAAAUGCACCUGGAGGAUGCGUGCAACUAAGAUUAAUUCUUCUUCCGACGUCUUUGUGGUUAAGAGAUAUGUUCAUGAGCAUACUUGUGAUACAACGGGGAAAAGUGUUAACCAUAAGCAAGCAACUGCGAAAUUGGUUGGGACUUUGAUAUGCAAUAACAAUGGAGAGGGAAAGGAUGGUCUCAAACCGAAACAGAUUAUCGAGCAAGUCAGAAAAGAACAUGGUAUUGAGAUCACGUAUGGAAAGGCUUGGAGAGCAAAAGAGCAAGUCGAGAAUUUGAUGAGAGGGACUCAUGGUUCUGAAAUUGAAGUCUUAUGUUCACCUAAUAAGCAAAGUAAUGUGAGAUCAACGAGAAAGAGAAUGCGAUCAGCUGGUGGGUCACAUAAAUGCAGCAAAUGUGGUAGAGAAGGACACCAUAAGAAUACAUGUGACAUCCCCUCAGCUGUAGAAGAGGAGAGCACCCAAAUCCCAAUGGUGCCCACAUAGGUUCAGUAUGCUGAAAGUUUAAGGAGAUUUUCCCUAUUAAACACUACAAGUAUUGUUUUUAGUUUUCUUUGGUUCUGACCAUGUCUUGAUUAACAUAGAAAGGCACUUUAAAUUUUACAACUGUUAUGAGAGUGUAUGUUUCUUUAAGUGUGUGUGGUUGGUAAACUGCUAGUAAGCAAGUAGAAGGAAGAAUCAAAAACAAAUGGACGUUGGAUAUGCUUAAGAAUUUGAUUAUUGCGAAAUUUAAAAACAGAGUUGUAGCUAGUUGAUAUGAUUUUUUUAUUCAAAUAAAAGUCUAUAACUCAAAAGUUUCUGACAUAUAUCGAUUCAAAUAAUGAGACAAAAGAAUGAGUCCUAACAAGAAUUGUAAUGAAUCAAAAGUCGAAAUUUGUAUGUACAGUCAACAAAUUCCUAAAAAUAAUUCAAAACAUAACAAAUCAAAGUUUCUCCGAGAAGUCAAAACGUGGCUUCUUCGCCGGCAUGGGACUCAUCACUUCCUCGUCUCCGUUAACAAACGAGAACUCCGGUAUCGGAGGGAUAUUAAGGUCAAACCCACGGUGACUAACGCUGACGUGGCUUGUGGACCCCACUCCUUCAGAGUUAGACACGCUACUAGUGUUGUUAUUAUUAUUCCCUUCGUAGUGGCACCUCUUGUGUCCUCCAAGAGCUUGUCCUGAAGGAAAAGACUUGUUACAGAUCGUGCAAACGUGCGACUUCCCACUCCCGGUUGUCACGGCGGACGUGGUGGUCGCCGCCGACGUGGAUUGAUCAUCUCCUCCGCCGCCGGAUUGAGUCUGUGACAAGUUUUUCCUGUGGCUCGCCUUGUGUCCGCCCAGAGCUUGGUAAGACGAGAAAGACUUGUCGCAGACGCUGCACUUGUAAGUCAACGAAGACGACUUCUCAGCUACCACGGGAGGGAGAGGAAGAGGCUGACGGUUGCUGCGGUUACCGUCGCGAGCGAGAAGCAAGAGGCAGAAGGCGAGAUACUCUUCUUCCGUGAGGUUUUGUUGGUUGAAAUCGGAUCUUGAUCUUUUUGAACGUUUGCCUUUGGUCCAGUGUUCGACUCCAUGGAAUCUUGAAGAGUCUUCGAACAGAGGAGGGACUGGUGAAGGUAGUCUUGGUGAACUAAGAGCCUCGAGUGCCAUGAUUUGAUAAAAGAAUGAAGAUUUUUAAUAUGAGAAUAUGAGGUUUCUUGUGAUGGGUUUGAGUAUGGAAGAAUUAUUGUUGGAGAUGAAGAGAA